Messenger RNA from Salvia miltiorrhiza (redroot sage), 2369 nucleotides. Its product is annotated as receptor kinase-like protein Xa21. The coding region runs from base 1 to 2280 and encodes 759 amino acids. The record is from RefSeq and is a predicted model, not a curated record. NCBI's taxonomy places the organism in Eukaryota, Viridiplantae, Streptophyta, Magnoliopsida, Lamiales, Lamiaceae. Gene Ontology annotation, molecular function: ATP binding; protein kinase activity; protein binding. Gene Ontology annotation, biological process: protein phosphorylation. The transcript is spliced from 3 exons.
AUGAGUAUUUUUACGGUAGGAGAAUUGCCGGAAGAGCUUGGUAAUCUAGCAGGCCUCGAGUCCUUAACGGCGUCGUUCAACGAUUUCUUGUUUGGUUCCAUCCCUUCUUCCAUAUUCAAUUUAUCAAGUUUGAUGGAACUCUCUCUUCAGCAGAAUCAGUUUUCCGGUAGCCUUCCUUCAAACAUGGGGCUCUCACUUGUGAAGCUUUCUUUAUUUUUUAACAAACUCACCGGCAAAAUUCCAACCUCCAUCACCAACGCUUCUCAGCUUAUUAUGUUGGAAUUGAACAGAAACUCAUUCACUGGCUCCAUCCCCGACUUGGAUAUUGGAAAUAUCAAACAAUUCAGUGAUGAAUGGUAUCCUCCGAUCCCAUCUUCCAUUGGGAAUUUAUCUACUUCUCUUGUCACUUUUUCAGCAUCUAACUGCGGCAUUAGAGGGGUUAUUCCUUCUGAAAUUGGAAACUUAAGCAGUUUGCAAACUUUGGAUUUAUCUGGGAAUCAAUUCACAGGAUCAAUCCCGACCACAAUUGGAAAAUUGAAGCAACUUGGAAUAUUAUAUCUUUAUGGUAACCAGCUGCAAGGAUAUAUCCCUCAUCAUCUUUGCAGAAUCAGUAAUUUGUUAGAGUUAUAUUUGAGUGGUAAUAUGCUCACAAGUUCAAUACCUGAAUAUUUUGGUGAACUUAAAUCCCUUCAAACACUCUCUUUUGCCUCAAACAAACUGAAUUCCACACUUCCUUCCAACUUCUUCAAUCUUCCAGGUCUCAUAGUUCUCGACUUGUCAUCAAACUAUCUGAGCGGUCAACUUCCUGAUCAAAUCGGAAGCUUGACGGGUAUCAACUACCUAGACUUGUCUUCUAACAAGUUCUCAGCAAACGUUCCAAACACGAUUGAUGGUUGUGAAUCACUCGAGUUCUUGUUUUUGUCAAAUAAUAUGUUGAAUGGAUCCAUCCCUGAAUCUUUGGGGAAGGUCAGAGGCUUGAGGAAUCUGGAUCUAUCCAAUAAUAAUCUCUCUGGCGUGAUACCCGAAUCUCUGAAAAAUCUGGGUCUCGAAUCUUUCAAUGUUUCUUACAACAAAUUGCAAGGAAAGAUUCCAGAUGGGGGUUGCUUCGCCAACUUUAGUUUUGAAUCUUUUGUUCAGAACUCUGGUCUAUGCGGCGCUGCAAGAUUUCAAGUGCCACCUUGUCCGAGAAAUCGUGGAAGAUCAAGAUCGGAAACAGUUGCUCUGAUAAUGAAAUAUGUUGUGCCACCCUUCAUUGCAGCUGUGAUUUUAGUGCUCAUCCUAGUUUUCCUGCUAAAGAGACGCAGACAAAAAAAUACUCCAGCUUCUGCUGAUGUUUCAUCUGUGGGAGUGUCGUGGAAGAUUGUCUCAGAGAGAGAACUCACGCAGGGGACGAGCUCGUUUAGUGAGAUAAACCUACUGGGAAGAGGGAGCUUCGGCUCAGUGUUCAAAGCAAUGCUUAGUAAUGAAACAGAUGUGGUAGCAGUCAAAGUGUUCAACUUGGAACUGGAAGGAGCGCUCAAGAGCUUUGACACGGAGAGCCGGAUACUGAGCACCAUUCGACACAGGAACUUGAUCAAGAUACUCGGCUGUUGCAGCAACGAGCACUUCAAGGCCUUGAUUCUUGCUUACAUGCCUAAUGGGAGUCUGGACAAAUGGCUGCAUUCUGAUGUGUAUGUUUUGGAUCUGAUGCAGAGGUUGGGCAUUGCCAUAGACGUCGCGUUGGCCUUGGAAUAUCUUCACCACAAUCACACGUUUACCAUUGUGCAUUGUGAUAUAAAGCCCAACAAUGUGCUGCUUGAUGAAGAUAUGACUGCUCAUGUUGGCGAUUUUGGCAUUUCUAAGCUUUUUGAGGAUAGGGAAGCUGUCGCUCAUACUAUAACCAUGGCAACUAUCGGCUAUGCAGCACCAGAGUACGGAUCAGAAGGAAAAGUAUCCACACAAGGGGAUGUAUAUAGCUAUGGGAUAUUGUUGUUAGAGAUUUUUACGAGUAAAAAGCCAACAGAUGAUAUGUUCAGCGCAGAAAUGGGCAUAAAGGAGUGGGUGGGGAAAGCAUUACAAGAAAAUAGGAUGAGUGGAGUUGUGGCGCCUGGUUUGCUAUCAAGACAAGAUCCACAUUUCUCUGCAAUGGAGCAAUGUGUGUCGUCUGUUUUUGAUUUGGUGAUGAAAUGUUUGGCCUUUUCACCCGAUGAGAGAAUCAACAUGAUGCAAGUAGCAGCUUCAUUGCACAAGUUCAAAGUUACACUAGAAGCAGCCAAGAAGAGGCAAAGCCGCAGAUCUUGAUUAAGGAUAAUACUUAUAGCAAUACUUAGUAUAUAGAUUCGAAUUUUCCAGUUCUCUGCUGCCUUCUGAGAUAUAUAUAUUAUUAUGGG